AUGUUGAGAAAAGCAUCUCCUGUUCUUGGCUGCCAGUCAAUCCCCUGCUUUAUCCUUUACCUAACACAGAGGGCACGAGCCCUGCCACCUGCAGCCCAGGCUGCUGAGCUGCAGGCCACGGAGGAUGCCAAACUGCGUCUGGAGGUCAACAUGCAGGCCAUGAAGGCCCAGUUUGACAGAGACCUGCAAGCCAGAGACGAGCAGGGAGAGGAGAAGAGGAAACAGCUGGUUAAACAGGUGCGUGAGAUGGAGGUCGAGCUGGAGGAUGAACGCAGGCAGCGUACUCAGGCCCUCUCAUCCAAGAAGAAACUGGAGAUGGACCUGACUGAGCUCGAACUCCAGAUCGAUGCUGCCAACAGGGGCCGUGAUGACGCCCUCAAACAGCUGAAAAAACUCCAGGCCCAAAUGAAAGAUCUGAUGAGAGAGCUGGAUGACCUGCGUUUGUCCAGAGACGAAGCCGUCAAUGCGGCCAAGGAGACAGAGAAGAAGCUCAAGGCCAUGGAGGCAGACGCCCUGCACUUCCAGGAGGAUCUGGCCAAUGCAGAGAAACUCAAGAGACAGGUUCAGACCGAGAGAGAUGAGCUCCAGGACGAGCUUAACAGCAACAACACCAAGAAUACUCUGCUGGCAGAUGAGAAGAGGAGGCUGGAGGCUCGUAUCACCCAGCUGGAGGAGGAGCUGGAGGAAGAGCAGCUGAACACUGAGAUGGUCAACGAUCGUCUGAAGAGAACCACUCUGCAGGCUGAGCAGUUGACCACAGAGCUAUCUGCAGAGCGCAGCUCCUCCCAGCGGCUGGAGGGGACUCGCUCCCAGCUGGAUCGCCAGAACAAGGAGCUGAAACUGAAGCUGCAGGAGCUCGAGGGAACCAUCAAGUCCAAAUAUAAAUCCUCCAUCACCACCCUGGAGGCCAAGAUCGCUCAGCUGGAAGACCAGCUCGAUAUCGAGUCAAAGGAGCGUCAGCAGGCCUCCAGGCUGGCCAGGCGGACAGAGAAGAAGCUGAAAGAAGUGAUGAUACAAGUCGAUGACGAGAGGCGCAACACAGAUCAAUACAAAGACCAGGUGGAGAAGACAAACAGCCGAAUGCGUCAGCUGAAGCGUCAGCUUGAGGAGGCAGAAGAGGAGGUGACACGAGCCAACGCCUACCGCAGGAAGCUGCAGAGGGAGCUGGACGAUGCCACUGAGUCAGCAGACGUUAUGAACCGUGAAGUCAGCACCCUGAAGAGCAAGCUCAGGCGUGACUUGCCCUUCAAUGUGCGGCGUAACACGAAUCGCUCUGGUCUGGACAGCGACGAGGAAGUGGACGUGCAGACCGAAGUGUCUGAGCCUGCAGCUGAGUGAACGUAAGAGUGCCAGGAGGGAAAUAUUAUAACGGCCGCAGUCAGCAUGCAGACAUAGUUAAAAACGUUAGCCAUGCAAGCUAUUAAGUAAGUCUCUUCCUGAGAGGAUCUAGCCUCGUAUUCCCCUUGACAAUCAUCUUAUAGCCUUACGGUUACUUUCCAUAUAACACAUUUAUAUUUGGCCAAAUAAUCAUAUCCAUGUCAGUGAAUGGUGUUUUUCUACAAAAGCUUUACACAUACUUUUCUUGGUCUAUUUUUCUACUUAAUGGGUAUAUUUUAUCAUAAAAUAUUCCUCUAACAAGCAGUUUCAUUUUAUUUGUGCUUGAGGUUCAUGUGCUGUUACUGUACCUGUUUUGAGGGGAAAACACUGUACAUUUUAAUGCUUGUUUUGCACACAAAUGUGUGUCUUUUUGGGAGAUGUGAUGCAGUUUCCAGACUGUAGUUCACAUUUGCUAGUGUCAGUAUGACUCUGUAUCUGUACUGUAUGCUUUUCCUCUCACUGUGUUAUCCUUCUAUGUUAUUACCUAAACCAAUUUUGCACAAUGCCAACACAAAUGAAACAAACACGAGCGUGGAAACUGUCCAGUUCAUCAGUGACAGUCAAUGUUGGUGUAAAUGUUGAUACAGAUUUUGUACCAUCAUCUAUGAUAAAGUUGUUUGAUGUAUGUAUUCUCACUGGUUUUACACUGUAUUAACUGUCGGUGGUGGGUCAUCAUGUAGUAGCUCUCACUGGUCUAUGUUUUGUGCUUUGCUUUGCACAGCAGAGCAGGUUUCUAUUGGCACAUUAGCCUCUGAAUGUUGAGUUCAAACCUGCAUGUUUUAGAUUGAAUAUGAUACCCUAACUCUGUAUUAUCAAAGUAAUUACACGUCAUGUUGAUGCCAAUAUGAAAAGGCUAUUCUAUAUUGUAUCAAAUGCCUUAAUGCAAUAAAUUGACAAACUAUC
Morone saxatilis (striped sea-bass) is the source of this 2280-nucleotide messenger RNA. RefSeq names its product myosin heavy chain, embryonic smooth muscle isoform-like. The record is from RefSeq and is a predicted model, not a curated record. Bases 1 to 1338 code for a protein of 445 amino acids. NCBI's taxonomy places the organism in Eukaryota, Metazoa, Chordata, Actinopteri, Moronidae. Gene Ontology annotation, cellular component: myosin complex. The transcript is spliced from 11 exons.